GCUGAUUUAAGCUUAUAAUUUAUAAUUUUCAAAACUAGGGUUUACUAAAAUUGAUUUUGCAUAAUUGAUUUUGUAGGUUCCCUUUGAUUCAAUCAUGGAGGAUUCACAAUCAACACCUGCUUCCGUUAACUCAAAUGCAAUGUUUCCACCACUACAUCCUCCUCCAAGAUCUUCUAACGCCUCUACAGAAGUUAGUUCAGUUGGACUAGUACCAACUGCAGGUGAAGCUCCAUCUGCACCAGCUGCCAAUGUUUCCGAUGUUUCACCAGCUUCUAAGAAGCGGAAGAAAACUUCAUGGGUAUGGGAUCACGUUGAUAUAGACCAUGCACCUUCGACAAUGGUAACUUGCAAGAAAUAUAAACAAAGAAUGAAAGCUGACUUCUACACAUGGGACCGGCUCCUUGAAUAACUAUUUAAAAAAGUGUCUGAAUCUUAUUCCUAAGGAUUCUGGUCAGUCGACUCUUUCUUUUGAACCUGCUAGGCUGGGAGAAGAUGAAAAGUUAGUUGUUGUAACUUUUUGUCAGGAUUCGUGUAAAAAAUCAUUGGUUAUAUUGAUCAUGGUGGAUGAGCAUCCUUUUAGAAUAGUUGAGGGGGAAGGUUUCCGAGAAUUUUGCAGCGUACUUGAGAGUAGACUCAAGAUACCAUCUCGUAUCACUGUACGAAGAGAUGUUAUGGAACUGUUCGCGUACGAGAAGAGAGAUUGAAGAAUUAUUUCAAGGUUAAUAAAGUCAGAGUUUGCGUCACCACUGACACAUGAAGCUCACUUCAAAAGUUGGGAUAUAUGGUUAUUACUGUACAUUGGAUAGAUGCUAAUUGAAGUUGCAUAAGAAGAUAAUUAGUUUCAUCCAAAUUAUAGGUCAUAGAGGUGAGACUAUUGGUAGGAUGAUAGGAACAUGCUUGUUAGAUUGAGAGAUCGAAAAUGUGUUUACUAUAACUUUAGAUAAUGUUUUUGCCAACGAUGUAGCUAUAACAUAUCUGCAAAAUCAAGUGCUCAGAAAAAAUUCAGAUUUAGUGAAAGGUUUCUUACAAGUGAGAUGCACUGCUCACGUCCUUGCCCUUGUUGUGAAGCAUGGA
Molecule: messenger RNA, 1074 nt
Organism: Papaver somniferum (opium poppy)
Lineage: Eukaryota; Viridiplantae; Streptophyta; Magnoliopsida; Ranunculales; Papaveraceae
Exons: 2
Coding region: 95-409 (104 amino acids)
Source: RefSeq, a predicted model, not a curated record